AUGCGCUUCUCAGCCGCGGUGCUUAGCCUUGCCGCUUCGUUGUUUGCCGUCUCUACCAACGGCUCGAUCCUUCCAGUCCCUCGCCAGAGCAAGCCAUGGUCCGCCAAGCAGUUCAGCUCCCUCAUCACCUUCGGUGACAGCUAUACGGACGAGUCGCGCCUCGGGUGGUUCAUCAAUCACAAUGGCUCGGCUCCGGCACCGGGCACACUCCUCCCUGAGUCCUUCGCCACCGCCGGCGGCGGCCGCACCUGGCCUCGCUACGUCGUCCAAUAUACCGGUGCGACCGUGCAGGGGAAAUGGACUCCACAAAUGACGCUCUACAACUACGCUGUCUCUGGCGCAGUGUGCUCGAACAACAUCACGCCGCGGUGGUUCGAAGCCAUCGACGCGCCCUUCCCCGCCGUGCUCGAGUACGAGAUUCCCGCCUUCAUCGCCGACCUGCCCGCCACGAAAGUCAAUUCCACGCCCGCCGUGCCGCUGUACAAUCCCAAACCCACAGCUCAGGACGCGGUCUAUGCCCUCUGGAUCGGCACCAACGACCUCGGCGUCUGGGCCUUCCUGACCGACAGCCAGAUCGCGGGCAAAGUCCUCGCCGACUACACGUCCUGCGUAUACCAGGUUUUCGACAAGCUGUACGCUAGCGGCGGACGGCACUUCGUGCUCAUGAACACCGCACCCUUAGACCUAGCGCCCUUGUACGCAAACGACAGCUACCACGGCGUCGGCGACAACCAGUACUGGCCUGACAAGCCCACGAACCACACCGCCAUCGCGUACACGAUGCGCCAAUACACGACGAGCGUGAACAACGUGUUCAAAUACCAGACGCCGUAUGAGGUCAAGGUCGCGAACCGGUACCCCAGCGCGCAUUUCGCGCUGUUCGAUACCCACACGCUGAUCACGGACAUCUACAACAACCCCGCGAAAUAUCUCAACGGGACGGGCGUGGCCAAGGAAGGCGAGAGCGUGUGGGGGUUCGAGAACCACUGCAAUGUCAACCAGACGACGUGCGUGAAGCGGGCCAACGGGACGAAUAGUGAUGGGUAUCUGUGGUUCGACGAAUUGCAUCCUAGUGAGCAAACGGAUCGAAACAUCGCAAUGGAGUUCGUCAAGGUCUUGAACGGAACAUCGAAAUAUGCGACGUAUAUCUAG
Cladophialophora yegresii CBS 114405 is the source of this 1152-nucleotide messenger RNA. RefSeq lists its product as uncharacterized. The coding region runs from base 1 to 1152 and encodes 383 amino acids. Gene Ontology annotation, molecular function: hydrolase activity, acting on ester bonds. Lineage: Eukaryota; Fungi; Ascomycota; Eurotiomycetes; Chaetothyriales; Herpotrichiellaceae. The transcript is spliced from 2 exons. The record is from RefSeq and is a predicted model, not a curated record.